Messenger RNA from Gasterosteus aculeatus aculeatus (three-spined stickleback), 4171 nucleotides. RefSeq names its product phosphodiesterase 8B (gene pde8b). Gene Ontology annotation, biological process: regulation of DNA-templated transcription; signal transduction. Lineage: Eukaryota; Metazoa; Chordata; Actinopteri; Perciformes; Gasterosteidae. Gene Ontology annotation, molecular function: 3',5'-cyclic-nucleotide phosphodiesterase activity. The record is from RefSeq and is a predicted model, not a curated record.
UGUGCGGAGCGGGGAGCCCCUUCCAGCGAUGCCCGUAGUGAGCGCGGCAGCCUGCGCCCGAGCGUCGGUGUCGAUCAGCGGGGACCUCUGACUCUCUCUCUCUCUCUCCGCGGCGGCAUGGGCUGCGCUCCCAGCAUCCACGUCUCCCAGAGCGGCGUCAUCUACUGCCGGGACUCGGACGAGUCCAACUCCCCCCACCAGACCACCACCACCAUCUCGCAGGGCGCCGCGGCCACGCUGCACGGGCUCUUCGUCAAGACCGACGCGGCCGAGUCCAUCCCCGCCGUCCUCGCCUUCCAGAGCCGCCACGCGCGCAACAGCGACCCGUGCCGCGAUCGCAGGGAGGGGGGGCGCGUCGGCAUCGAGGCCGAGACACAGACCAGCCGCACCAGCGUCAAGGUUUCAGCUACAGAGGAAUGUGUAGGACCCAUGAGACUGACCCAGGAGCCCAUCCAGGUCCUGCUGGUGUUCGCCAAGGAGGACGGCCAAAGCGACGCCUUCUGGUGGGCCUGCGAGCGCGCCGGCUUCAGGUGUGACAUCGCACGCACGCCCGAGUCCGCCGUCGAGUGUUUCCUGGACAAGCACCACGAGAUCGUGGUCGUCGAUGGACGCCACUCGCGCUACUUCGAGGCCGAAGCGGCGUGCCGGUUGAUCCGUGCGACGAAGCCGUCUGAAAACGCCGUUAUUCUCGCCGUUUUGCCUCAAAGAGCGCCCGACCAGGACGAGCCAUCGGUCCUGCCUCUCCUCCGCGCGGGAUUCAACAGAAGGUUUGUGGAGAGCAGCAGCGUGUCGGCCUGCUACAACGAGCUCGUACAGAUCCAGCACGGCGAGGUGCGCUGCCAGUUCAAACUCAGGGCUUGUAACUCGGUCUUCACGGCGUUGGAGCACUGCCAGGAGGCCGUGGAGAUCACCAGCGAGGACCACGUCAUACAGUACGUGAACCCGGCGCUCGAGCGGAUGCUGGGCUACCACAAGGGGGAGCUGAUCGGAAAGGAGCCCGCCGAACUGCCCAAGAGCGACAAGAACCGAGCCGACCUGCUGGACACCAUCGACGCCUGUGUCAAAAAAGGAAAGGAAUGGCAGGGCGUCUGCUACGCCAGGAAGAAGUCGGGCGACAGCGUGCAGCAGCACGUGAAGAUAGCGCCCGUCGUCGGCCAGGGGGGGAAGAUUCGACAUUUCGUGGCCGUCAAGAGACCUCACGGUGACAACAACAACCAGGUUCACAAGUUGAACAAGGAGGAGCGCUGCAUCGGGGAAAACUCCCAGUCAGAGUGCCAUCCUCUACGUCACCGGGACAGGAGGAAAGAUUCAAUCGACGGCAGGUCGCUCAGCUCUCGCGGCAGUGACGCUCCGAGUCUACAGAACCGGAGAUAUUCCUCCGUGGCCCGGAUUCACUCCAUGACCAUCGAGGCUCCCAUCACGAAGGUGAUAAACAUCAUCAACGCGGCGCAGGAGAGCAGCCCGGUGACGGUGGCCGAGGCCCUGGAUCGGGUGUUGGAGAUCCUGAGGACCACGGAGCUCUACUCCCCUCAGCUCGCCUCCAAAGACGAUGACCCCCACGCCAACGACCUGGUGGGGGGGCUCAUGAGCGAUGGUCUGCGGAGACUCUCUGGCAACGAAUACGUCUUCUGCAAAAACAUGAGCCAGAGCCAGCUGUCCGUCCCGGUGACUCUGAGCGACGUCCCCCCGCCCAUCGCCGAGAUGCUGAACCACGAGGAAUGCUGGGAGUUUGACAUCCUGGAGCUGGAGGCGGCCACGAACAAGAGGCCGCUCACGUAUCUCGGGCUGAAGGUCUUCGCCAGCUUCGGCGUGUGCGACUUCCUGAGCUGCCCGGACGCCACGCUGCGCUCCUGGCUGCAGCUGAUGGAGGCCAGCUACCACUCCUCCAACUCCUACCACAACUCCACCCACGCCGCAGACGUGCUGCACGCCACCGCCUACUUCCUCCGCAAGGAGAGGGUCAAGAACAUCCUGGAACAGCUGGACGAGGUGGCGGCGCUGAUAGCGGCCACGGUGCACGACGUGGACCACCCGGGCAGGACCAACUCCUUCCUGUGCAACGCCGGCAGCGAGCUGGCCGUCCUCUACAACGACACCGCCGUGCUGGAGAGCCACCACGCCGCCCUCGCCUUCCAGCUCACCACCCGAGACGCCAAGAGCAACAUCUUCAAGAACACGGAGAGGAACCAGUUCCGGACCCUGCGGCAGGCCAUCAUAGACAUGGUGCUGGCCACGGAGAUGACCAGGCACUUUGAGCACGUCAGCAAGUUCGCCAACAGCAUCAACAAGCCGACGGCCGCCAUCGAGGAGAGCGGCCCCGCCAGCGCCAACGGCGACGGCGACGGCGGCGGCCCGGCCAACAUCAGGAACUCCCCGGAGAGCCGCCUGCUCAUAAAGAGGAUGUUGAUCAAGUGCGCCGACGUGGCGAACCCCUGCAGGCCGCUCCGGCUCUGCGUCGAGUGGGCCGGGCGGAUCUCCGAGGAGUACUUCGCGCAGACGGACGAGGAGAAGAGCCAAGGGCUGCCCGUGGUGAUGCCCGUGUUCGACAGGAACACCUGCAGCGUCCCCAAGUCCCAGAUCUCCUUCAUCGACUACUUCAUCACCGACAUGUUUGACGCCUGGGAUGCCUUCGCCGACCUGCCUGGUCUCAUGGAACACCUGUCGGAGAACUACAAGUACUGGAAGGCUUUGGACGAGAUGAAGUGCAAGAGCCUCCGUCCUCCCACUGCUUUGUAGCCGCCUCCGUCAGUCUGAGCGAAUUCAAACAAUCACCCCCUCCCCUCUCCCUCCCCCCUCUCGCCCCCCUCGACAUUCCUGAAAACACCUCCACGAAGCUGUGAGCACCUCACAGAUCACCCGACAAUCUGCAACGAGCCACAGAACAGCACUUUAGUCCGAUGGAGACAUUUUCAUCACAAGCAUCUUUUAUCCGUUUCACUUGUUUCAGUUUUUAAUCUCCGUCAGACAGAUGUUUUCACUGUAAACGAAUAAUAAUAAUAAUAAUAAUAAUGAUAAUAAUAGAAGACGUUGUGCUUCUCAAACUGCCAACUCGUGAAGGUGCUCGGCCGGAGUGACUCCCGUCUUCUAGGGUCCACAGUGAGAGGGACACUCCCUGAGGGGGGGUCAAAGGUCAUGUAGCUACCUUUGGUCCGGGGACCAGAGGGCCCCCCUGCGGUGUCGCCGGGUAUCAGAUGAGACUGGAUCCUUUCAGCGCGCUCUCAUUAUAUUUGAACUCAUAGAGGCAACACGGUUCCGGAAAGCAGUUUUUCUUUCUUGCAGCACAUUGAAUUAGUUCAGAAAUCCAAAUAGAUUAGUGCUUGAAUCGAGAUGCAUCCAAAAACGAUCUGAGCUUCUUCGGUAAAUAGUGCAAAGUAGUUGUCACGUAUUCGCGGCUCGAUGUCCCGAGAGACAGAACAUGGACCCAAAGGCACACAGAGCUCCUCACAGGUGCCUUAUUCUCAUGCUCACCUUCAACAGGUCCUGGUUCCUGCUCUGCAAAAAGAAAAAGCCAUGCACGUAAAUUUAUAUUUAGUCAGUGUCGAUGCUUCCGCACCAACCAUUUUUUUUUCCUUUUGUACCACUUUUUUCCAACAGAACUUGGAUCACAUGUGAAUUUUGCAAGCAGAACUGCUACUGAGUCACAAUGACAUGACGUCAUUCAAUCAACGCCUUAAUCGUGUAACGUCUCGGUGUUUCGCUCUGCUGUUACUGCAACACACGGGAAACACUGUCCUGCUAAAUACUCACUAAACGGAUCCUUUUUGCUUCGCGCUUUACAUCCACACGGCCAUGGUUCUGUGACCAGGAGCGUGAUGGUUUUGACGGUUUAUAUUUCCUCUCGUUUGUCUCCGGCGUGCCAAACCCCGUGUCGCGCUUCCAUCGUUCAUCAGAAUCAGAACCGUUUGUUGCCGAGUAGGCUGCAGACGGGACUCCUGCUCGAGUGCAUUAAAUAAAGAGCAGGGAGGAUGCGCAACGCUCGUCUUUGGCGUGCAGGAUGACGGGGGGCGGAGUCAGUGGGACCACGUUGCGAAUUAUUUUUCAGAGCGAAUCGCGUCGUCUGUGAGACCUGAUGUGUGUUUGGAGGACGAAUACGUGUGCGUUAAAUAGUUUGAUGUUCUGUCAGAAACAGAAAUGUAUUGUUACACACGAUUAAAGCAUUCUUUCAAUUUCA